This is a messenger RNA of Engraulis encrasicolus (European anchovy), 1905 nucleotides long. RefSeq names its product polypyrimidine tract-binding protein 2-like. The transcript has 16 exons. Gene Ontology annotation, molecular function: mRNA binding. NCBI's taxonomy places the organism in Eukaryota, Metazoa, Chordata, Actinopteri, Clupeiformes, Engraulidae. Gene Ontology annotation, cellular component: nucleus. The record is from RefSeq and is a predicted model, not a curated record. The coding region runs from base 122 to 1699 and encodes 525 amino acids. Gene Ontology annotation, biological process: regulation of RNA splicing; mRNA processing.
GCUGCUUGCUGCCUCCAUUUUGCAUUUCAGAAGCUGCCGUGCGUGAGGAGAGGCUGUGAAAAGAGGCUGUGGCGACGCUUAAAUAACCAUCAGCUCAAAACGAAGAUCAUUUUUAUCUGCAAUGGACGGUGAUGUUGCGGUUGGUGUGAAGAGGGGAUCUGACGAGUUGCUGUCAGGAGGACACUACAACAGCCCCAACUCCUCGGUCACUUGUGAGUAUUGUGUGUGUCUCUUGUCUUGUCUUGCAGCAAAUGGGAGUGACAGCAAGAAGCUGCGUGUGGAGGAGAAUCCGCCGUCGCGCGUGAUCCACAUCCGCAAGCUGCCCAACGAGGUGUCGGAGACCGAGGUCAUCGCCCUGGGGCUGCCCUUCGGGAAGGUCACCAACAUCCUGAUGCUCAAGGGCAAGAACCAGGCGUUCCUGGAGAUGGGGACGGAGGAGGCGGCCAUCACCAUGGUGAACUACUACGCUACGGUGACGCCGCAGGUUCGCAACGUGCCCGUCUUCAUCCAGUACUCGAACCACAAGGAGCUCAAGACCGACUCCACUCUCAACCAGGACGGGAGCUCCCCCAACUCGGACGGAGACAGCGUGCUGCCCGCCCCCAGCCCUGUGUUGAGGAUCAUCAUCGACAACAUGUUCUACCCCGUCACCCUUGACGUCCUGCAGCAGAUCUUCUCCAAGUUCGGCACGGUCAUGAAGAUCAUCACCUUCACCAAGAACAACCAGUUCCAGGCCCUGCUGCAGUACAGCGAACCCGUCAACGCACAGCAGGCCAAGCUGUCUCUGGACGGCCAGAACAUAUACAACUCCUGCUGCACGCUGCGCAUCGACUACUCCAAACUGGUGAACCUGAACGUCAAGUACAACAACGACAAGAGCCGCGACUACACGCGCCCAGACCUGCCCGCCGGUGACGGACAAGACUCCAGCAUGGGCAAGGACUCCACCUCGCUGCUCGGUUCUCCAAGUGCUGUUCCCUUCUCUAGUGGCGGAGGUUAUUCGUCUUCUCUUUGCCUUGCGCAAGGCGGAGGUGCCAUCUCUCCGUUGAGUGCGGCGGCAGCAGCAGCGGCGGCUGCAGGUCGUGUUGCUCUGGCCGGCCACUCGGGCACCAGCGGAGUCCUGCUGGUCAGCAACCUCAACGAGGAGAUGGUUGCGCCUCAAAGUCUCUUUACCCUCUUCGGCGUGUACGGUGACGUGCAGCGCGUGAAGAUUCUCUUCAACAAGAAGGACAGCGCCCUGAUCCAGCUGUCAGACGGCAACCAGGCUCAGCUGGCCAUGAGCCACCUGAAUGGCCAGAAGAUGUACGGCAAGAUCAUCCGCGUGACGCUGUCUAAGCACACGACGGUGCAGCUGCCGCGCGACGGCCUGGACGACCAGGGCCUCACCAAGGACUUCGCCAACUCCCCGCUGCACCGCUUCAAGAAGCCCGGCAGCAAGAACUUCCAGAACAUCUUCCCUCCCUCCGCCACCAUGCACCUGUCCAACAUACCGGAGAGCGUGUCCGAGGAUGAUCUGCGAUUGCUCUUCUCCAACGCCGGGGGAACCGUCAAGGCCUUCAAGUUCUUCCAGGACCGCAAGAUGGCGCUGCUGCAGAUGUCCACGGUUGAGGAGGCGAUCCAGGUCCUGAUUGACCUGCACAACUACGACAUGGGGAGUGGACACCGCCUCAAGGUCUCCUUCUCCAAGUCCACCAUCUAAAGCCUCAUACGCCCACCCUACGCCCCCCUCCUGCCCCCACCUCCCUGUCCCAGAUAUGAAACCCUUUACACGUGUACUCCCCUCCGCCCUAAACACACACACACACACACACACACACACACACACACACACACACACACACACACACACCUGAACAUAAACCUACUCCUACACACACACACACACUCCUACACACACACACACAC